Penicillium canariense is the source of this 1425-nucleotide messenger RNA. RefSeq names its product serine--tRNA ligase SES1. The coding region runs from base 1 to 1425 and encodes 474 amino acids. Lineage: Eukaryota; Fungi; Ascomycota; Eurotiomycetes; Eurotiales; Aspergillaceae. The record is from RefSeq and is a predicted model, not a curated record. The transcript is spliced from 7 exons. Gene Ontology annotation, molecular function: ATP binding; serine-tRNA ligase activity; tRNA binding. Gene Ontology annotation, biological process: seryl-tRNA aminoacylation. Gene Ontology annotation, cellular component: cytosol.
AUGCUCGACCUCAAUGACUUCAUCGCCGAGCGCGGCGGUGACCCUAACAAGAUCAAGGAGAGCCAGCGCAAGCGAUUCGCUCCCGAGGAGGCGGUGGAUGAAGUGAUCGCGCUGUACGAGGAGGCCCGGAGAGCUCGGUAUGAGGUUACCCAGAUUGGUUCGCUGCUGAAUCCGCUUCUCAAGCAGAUUGGAAUGAAGAAGAAGAACAAGGAGGAUGCAAGUGAUUUGAUGAGCCAGAAGGCAGACUUGGAGAAGCGCAAGAAGGACUCUGAGGAUGCCGCUGCUCAGAAGGAAGCGGAGCGGGACCGCAAGAUUCGUGCGAUUGGAAACUACGUCCACGAAUCGGUGCCUGUGAGCAACAACGAGGAUGAUAACACGAUUCUCAAAACCUGGGCACCUGCGAAUGCCGUUAUGGAACGCCCCAACUGCCUCUCCCACCACGAGGUCUUGACCCGCAUAGAUGGUUAUGAUCCGGAGCGUGGUGUCAAGGUCGUUGGACAUCGAGGAUAUUGCUUGACGGGAUACGGCCUGUUCCUCAACCUGGCCCUCGUCAACUAUGGUCUGGAGUUCCUCUUCAACAAGGGCUACACCCCCAACCAGCCCCCGCAGUUCAUGCUCAAGGACCUCAUGGCGAAAACGGCCCAGCUCGAGCAAUUCGACGAGGAAUUGUACAAAGUCACAGAAAGCGAGGAUAAGUCCACGGACAAGUAUCUCAUUGCCACCUCGGAACAACCUUUGUCUGCACUGCACGACAGCGAAUGGCUGCAGGAGAAGGACCUGCCCAUCAAAUACGCCGGGUAUAGUACGUGCUACCGAAAAGAAGCCGGUUCUCACGGGAAGGAUGCAUGGGGUAUCUUCCGUGUCCACCAAUUUGAGAAGAUUGAGCAAUUUGUCCUGACCAAGCCGGAGGAUUCGUGGCAAGCCUUCGAGGAUAUGAUGGCUACGUCCGAGGAGUUCUACCAGUCCCUGGAACUGCCGUACCACGUCGCGGCUAUUGUCUCCGGUGCAUUGAACAAUGCCGCUGCCAAGAAGUACGAUCUGGAGGCUUGGUUCCCGUUCCAGCAGGAAUACAAGGAGCUCGUGUCGUGCUCCAACUGUCUUGACUACCAGUCCCGCGCGCUGGAGAUUCGCUUUGGCGUCAAGAAGGCGACCGAUUUGAAGAAGACCUAUGUGCAUGCCCUGAAUGCGACCCUAUGUGCUACCGAACGAACCCUUUGCUGCAUUCUGGAGAACUAUCAGAGAGAAGAUGGCAUUGAGGUCCCGAAGGUGCUGCGCAAGUACAUUCCGGGUGCACCCGAGUUCCUUCCUUACACUAAGGAGCUUCCUAAGGAUUCGACCUCGCAAAAGGCCAAGGGGAAGAAGGCGGACAAGCCGGCGGCGAGUGCUGCGGAUGCCGCCCAGAAGAUGCAGGACCUGAAGGUUUAG